Messenger RNA from Nicotiana tabacum (common tobacco), 2012 nucleotides. RefSeq names its product abscisic acid 8'-hydroxylase 2. Gene Ontology annotation, molecular function: monooxygenase activity; iron ion binding; oxidoreductase activity, acting on paired donors, with incorporation or reduction of molecular oxygen. Gene Ontology annotation, biological process: multicellular organism development; sterol metabolic process; brassinosteroid biosynthetic process. The record is from RefSeq and is a predicted model, not a curated record. Lineage: Eukaryota; Viridiplantae; Streptophyta; Magnoliopsida; Solanales; Solanaceae.
AUUCCAUAAUUUCUUGUCCCCUAAAUUAAAAAUUGAACAUUCCAACCGUUCAUUUAGCUUUAUCAUUCAAAUUUUCAAGACUCACUUUUCAACAAUCUUUCAUUUUUAGCUGAGGCACAAGUUUAGGACUUAGAAUUCUAGGAGAAAAAAUGCAGCUACUACUCAAUCACACGUCUCGUUUACUUUAUUGGUUUUGGUACAUAGUUCUCUACUUGGGAUUGCUAUAUUUAUUUGUGCGAUCUUUAAAGAUGUUAAGGCAUAAUACUACUGCAAAAACUCCGGCGAAAGUUCCGCAGGGCAACCGGGGAUUACCGUUCAUCGGAGAAACCAUCCAUUUCAUGGCUGCCAUUAAUAGCAACAAAGGUUUCUAUGAUUUUGUCAAAGUUCGACGACUCAAGUAUGGGAAUUGCUUCAAAACAAAUAUAUUUGGGCAGACACAUGUAUUUAUCUCAAGCACAAAGGCAGCAAAGAAAAUUCUAAGUAACGAGACCGAGAAUUUCACAAAGAGAUACAUAAAGUCAAUUGCAAAGCUUGUUGGAGAUCAAAGCCUUCUUUGUGCUUCACAUGAGCAGCACAAACUUAUUCGUAGCCAUCUUACUACUUUGUUUACAACUGCGUCUCUAUCGUCAAUGGUUAAACAAUUUGAUGAAUUGACUGUUAAUAAUCUUAGCACCUGGCACCAAAGAUCCAACGUUACUAUACUCCAUGAAGUUCUAAAGAUAACCCUUAAAGCAAUCUGCAAAAUGUUAAUGAAUUUGGAAGGAGAAGAGGAACUAGAGACAUUGCACAAGGAUGUUGGGCUGAUUUAUGAAGCAAUGCUAGCAUUUCCAUCAAUACUACCAUGGACCAGAUUCUACAAAGGCCUACAGGCCAGAAAAAGAAUUAUGAGGUUACUGGAUAAGAUAAUAGAGAAAAGAAGAAAGUCCAAAGAAAAGUUUGAUGAUUUUCUAGCUCAUCUUUUGAGCAAGGAUAGUGGAGAAGAAGCCAUACAGUUAUCAAAUCAGCAGAUUAAAGAUAAUAUACUAACCAUGAUUAUAGCAGGUCAAGACACCACGGCUAGCGCGAUUACGUGGAUGAUCAAGUAUUUGGAUGAAAAUCCUGAUGCCCUUAACCAACUUAGGGCUGAACAACAAGCCCUUCAGCAAAAGGUUUCUGGCAAAGCACACCUCACGCUAGAAGACCUGAAUUGUAUGCCAUAUGCAUCUAAGGUUAUUAAGGAAUCACUUCGAAUGGCUUCAAUUGUGCCUUGGUUUCCAAGAAUGGCACUCCAUGAUUGUGAAAUUGAAGGAUUUACGAUCAAGAAAGGUUGGACCAUUAACGUGGAUGCUAAAUCAAUACAUUUUGAUUCAAUGAUAUUCCAUGAUCCGAAUAAAUUCAUUCCUUCGAGAUUUGAUGAUGAUUCAAAACCAUAUAGUUUUUUAGCAUUUGGAAUGGGAGGAAGAACAUGCCUUGGACUGCAUUUGGCUCGAGCAAUGAUGCUUGUUUUUGUCCAUCGUUUGACCACAUCCUACAGGUGGAUGGUAAUAGAUUCAGAUGAAAGCAUUGAGAAAUGGACACUUUUCUCAAGACUAAAAAGUGGUUGUCCCAUACGUGUUACGUGUUUAGAGGAGGAGAGGAAGUUCCCUAAUGCAUCAACAACAUGAAGCCAAAUUGUUAUUAGUAUUAUUUAGAUUAGUAAUUAUGAAAUAUUUGCAGAACACUGGGGUCCACCAAGAUGUAGAUAAAAGUCAGGCAGGGAUUUACCUGAUGCAUUGAAAAUAGUUAAAAGGGUCGUCCGGUGCAUAAAGCAUUUCGCAUCCCCUAUUUACGUAAGGUAAGGUUUACAUAAGGUAAGAGGAAGAGUCGCACCCUACGGGAUAUUGAUAUAGACAACUUACAUUGAUGCAAGUAUCUAUAGCUAUCGAAACCGUGACUUAUAGAUCUCAUAAAAAUAACUUUAUCGUUACUCUAAGAUUCCCCCACCGCUGCAUAGAAGAUACUUAUGUUGUACUAUUCAUUGUUCUAACGUCACU